Rubroshorea leprosula is the source of this 705-nucleotide messenger RNA. Lineage: Eukaryota; Viridiplantae; Streptophyta; Magnoliopsida; Malvales; Dipterocarpaceae. The record is from the annotation of a GenBank genome assembly.
CUUCUUUUUUUUUUUUUUUUUUUCCUUUGCCUUAUGGAAAUCAGAUUUGGAAAGGUGAACCCAUGUGCCUGGAUUCGCUGGGUUUGUCGCGAUUCCAGGCAUGGGGUUCAUCGCGAACCCAGGCAACAAAAGAUUGAGUAUAGAAGGGAUGGUGUUCAUAUUGAAAAGGUCGGGGUAUAGCUCGAGGGCUUCAGCGAGGAUCUUGAGCUUUCGGAGGUUGCCCUGGAGGUCUACCUCGGAGUCCGCAAAGUGCUCCAACUGGUUUUGGUCAUUGUCACCGUCGAAUGUGAUGGAGCUGUCCCGCUUGCGUUUCUUAGGGUUUGCGACUUCCAUGGUGUUCAGAGCAGAGAUUGAGCCUCAAGAUCCAGCCUUCUACAAGGAAUUUCAAAGAUCGAAGGAACACCCUACGACAUUGCAUUCACCCACCACUCCUUUCCUUCUCAAGCAUUGCUCCAGUUGUUUCCUCACUCCAUUGCCUUUCAUGUCUAUUUGAAAUUGGGGAUGGGUUUGAAAUGGUUUCAGAGUGAUUUGGCCAGGUUUUUUAUUCCACCCUACUUUCUUAUUGUUGUUGCUCAACAAAAAUCAAACUUCAUUGGUAGAAUGGAAAUGGCAACCUGAUGUGGUGAAUUUGUGCUGCUUUGUCUAUGCCUCGGCUAUGCGAAAAUGAUCCAGAUGUUGCCAUGGAAAUCAAUGUGCCUUCUUCUC